Molecule: messenger RNA, 870 nt
Organism: Schizophyllum commune H4-8
Lineage: Eukaryota; Fungi; Basidiomycota; Agaricomycetes; Agaricales; Schizophyllaceae
Product: alpha/beta-hydrolase
Exons: 5
Coding region: 1-870 (289 amino acids)
Source: RefSeq, a predicted model, not a curated record
AUGCCGAGCGUAAAGAUAAAGGCUGCCGCUGGGUCGACGACCAUCUACUACACGAUCUCCACGCCGACGAAGACGAACGCGAAGGCGAUCGACCCCAAGCUGCCCACCCUCCUCUUUCUCCACCCUGUCUACGUAUCGCAGGAGGCCUUCCAUCCACAGUUCGCCGACCCGCUGCUGCGCAAGUUCAACCUCGUCACGUUUGACAUGCGCGGGCAUGGGGAGACGGGGAGCAAGCUCGACGGCCAGUUCACGCGCGUCGAGGGCGCCGACGACGUGAUCAAGUUUAUGGAUGCAAUCAAGCUCGACCAAGUACACCUUGUUGGCUUGUCCAUGGGUGCCUGCAUUGCCCUCCAAACCUCAAUAUUGCAUCCCACCCGUGUCCUCUCCACCAUCAUGAUCGGCCCGCUACCACUACGUGAGCCGGAAGGUGUUGCCGAGGGCCGCAGGGAGAUCUACGACUGCUGGGUCGAGUCCUUCCACGACCCGAAGAACAUCGACUACGAGAUCCUGCGCGACGCCGUCUCCGGCACGAUGCAGCUCGCCUUCAACAGCAAGGUGACGCCCAUCAGCAAAGCCCUCGUCGAACGCGCCUCCGCCCUCGCCGUCAAGAACUGGACGCCGAAGGCCUUCAACUGCAUGUACGAGCUCACCGUCAACUUCUUCAUCUGCCGCUCCCCCCACCCGCGCGACGCGCUCGCCCGCAUCCGCUGCCCCGUGCAGAUCAUCCACUGCGAGGGCGACAUUGCGUACCCGCUCGAGUACGCGCAGGAGCUGCGGAAUCAUCUGCAGGCCGCCGGCGUCGAUGUAAGGCUGAGCAGCAUCGGGAGGGACGCGCCGCAUUUUGGGAGCGUGACGCAUCCGGAUCUGUGA